This is a messenger RNA of Botrytis deweyae, 189 nucleotides long. RefSeq lists its product as uncharacterized. Lineage: Eukaryota; Fungi; Ascomycota; Leotiomycetes; Helotiales; Sclerotiniaceae. The transcript has a single exon. The record is from RefSeq and is a predicted model, not a curated record. The coding region runs from base 1 to 189 and encodes 62 amino acids.
AUGUCAAGUUACCAACCUCAAGCCCGGUAUUCUUUUAACUGCCAAGACAAGGAAGUAGAAGAAUAUCUCGUACAUACGAUUAUGGAAAUCCACGUAGCCAAAGUCUCAUCGGAGGAGAGGAUCAGCCAUAUCAAUACCACCACAGAUAUGCCUAUCCCACUAGCGAAGGAUCAGUUCAAGAGACCGUAG